AGGGCCACGCUGUCCCCCACUUGGAAGCAGCUUUUUGGCUCCUCCAGAGUCUGUCAGUUUCGGCUCCUCGCCUUCACUCCAGCCUCCAACAUGUCCGUGAGGGUGACCCAGAAGACCUACAAGAUGUCCACCUCUGGUCCUCGGGCCUUCAGCAGCCGCUCGUACUCGAGUGCUCCCGGUUCCCGUAUCAGCUCCUCGGCCUUUUCCCGGGUGGGCAGCUACCGGGCUGGCCUAGGCAUCAACAUGAACCUGGCUGGGGGUUACGGCGGAGCUGGAGGUGCGGGGAACAUCACAGCAGUCCAAGUGAACCAGAGCUUGCUGAGCCCCCUGAAGCUGGAGGUGGACCCCAACAUCCAGGCCGUGCGCACCCAGGAGAAGGAGCAGAUCAAGACCCUCAACAACAAGUUUGCUAACUUCAUCGACAAGGUACGGAGCCUGGAGCAGCAAAACAAGAUUCUGGAGACCAAGUGGAACUUUCUGCAGCAGCAGAAGACGAUUCGCAGCAACAUGGACAACAUGUUUGAGAGCUACAUCAACAACCUUCGACGGCAGCUGGACACGCUGGCCCAGGAGAAACUGAGGCUAGAGGCAGAGUGUGGCAACAUGCAGGGGCUGGUGGAAGACUUGAAGAAUAAGUAUGAGGAUGAGAUCAACAAGCGCACAGAGAUGGAGAAUGAAUUUGUCCUUAUCAAGAAGGAUGUGGAUGAAGCUUACAUGAACAAGGUAGAGCUGGAGUCUCGCCUGGAAGGGCUAACCGAUGAGAUCAACUUCUAUAGGCAGCUGUAUGAAGAGGAGAUCCGUGAGCUGCAGGCCCAGAUCUCUGACACGUCCGUGGUGCUGUCCAUGGACAACAACCGCUCCCUGGACCUAGAUGGCAUCAUCGCCGAGGUCAAGGCCCAGUACGAGGACAUCGCCAACCGUAGCCGGGCUGAGGCUGAGACCAUGUACCAGAUCAAGUAUGAGGAGCUGCAGACGUUGGCUGGGAAGCAUGGAGAUGACCUGCGUCGCACAAAGACAGAGAUUUCUGAGAUGAACCGGAACAUCAGCCGACUCCAGGCUGAAAUCGAGGCCCUCAAAGGCCAGAGGGCUUCCCUGGAGGCCGCCAUCGCUGAUGCCGAGCAGCGUGGGGAGCUGGCCCUCAAGGAUGCUCAGGCCAAGGUGGCUGAGUUGGAGGCUGCUUUGAGAAAUGCCAAGCAAGACAUGGCCCGGCAGCUGCGCGAGUACCAGGAGCUCAUGAACGUCAAGCUGGCCCUGGAUGUGGAGAUCGCCACCUACCGCAAACUGCUGGAGGGCGAGGAGAGCCGGCUGGAGUCUGGGAUGCAGAACAUGAGUAUCCAUACCAAGACUACCAGUGGCUACUCAGGUGGGCUGAGCCCGGCCUAUGGAAACCUCACAAGUCCUGGCCUCAACUACGGUGUCAGCUUCCAGUCCAACUUCGGCUCUGGGGGGAGUUCCGGCUCUUUCAGCCGCACCAGCUCCACCAAGACCGUGGUGGUGAAGAAGAUCGAGACUCGUGAUGGGAAGCUUGUAUCUGAGUCAUCUGAUGUCCUGCCUAAGUAAAUGGCUACCGUGGUCCCUCUUGGCCUUUCAAGCCUGUGGGAAAGGAGCUGUGCAGAGAGCCUUGAACACAGGAGACCCACCUGAAGCUCAGCCCCAGUUCUCAGCCCCAACCCUGGGUGGGGAAUCUACUGCCUGGAGGACCGCCUCUUACCCACGCCCCUAACUAAAAGCCAAAUCAAGUGUUUUUUCCAAAAUAAAGUCUCAGCUGGCUCUGCCAACCUUA
Pteropus alecto (black flying fox) is the source of this 1783-nucleotide messenger RNA. It is a transcript of the gene KRT8, whose product is annotated as keratin 8. The record is from RefSeq and is a predicted model, not a curated record. Lineage: Eukaryota; Metazoa; Chordata; Mammalia; Chiroptera; Pteropodidae. Gene Ontology annotation, cellular component: keratin filament. The coding region runs from base 91 to 1560 and encodes 489 amino acids. The transcript is spliced from 9 exons.